Cherax quadricarinatus is the source of this 718-nucleotide messenger RNA. NCBI's taxonomy places the organism in Eukaryota, Metazoa, Arthropoda, Malacostraca, Decapoda, Parastacidae. The record is from RefSeq and is a predicted model, not a curated record.
AUGCUGCUGCCACUACGUAUUGCACCCCCAGCCAAGCACGGAAGCACUAAUUUCCCAACAUCGGGCGCUCCGAGGAUCUUAAUUAGGAGUGAUAAGAGCAAUACUGCAGCAGAGAAAAACCGACGCGAUGAAGACGUCUCUAAAAAAAAUGGAGAAAACAAUCCAACAUCAUCUAAUGUCACUGACUAUGAGGAAAUCAAUGUGGCCGUGCGACCGUGGGUCCGUCUGAAUGGGACGCUGAACAGGCGCGUCCUAGACCGCCUCUUGGGUGCUGUUCUCAGCUUGGUCAUGGAACGGCCAGGGAUCAGUGGGAGAGACGUUGUGUGUCGCUUUUCCCCCGCCUUACAGCCCGCCCACACCCACGACUUGCUGGAUACGUUGGUUUACUUGCAGUGCAUUGUGAAGGAGGAACUUGUACCCUCUCACAAACCUUCUCUCUUCUCUGACACCGUCGAUUACAUUUUGGGCCACCCUGCCUCGGUGGGAUACGGCCGGUGUGUUGAAAGAAGAAAGUAUUACUCUAAGCACCGCUUUAUCAAGUUCAAGCUGAAAUCCACGACUAUGAUGAGGAUUUGCUGUACGAACCCACCGUGGAUGCUGUGCUGAAGCUAGCAGUGUUCAUUGGAGAUAAGAAGUAUUCCCAGGAUUUUCUAUCAGGAGACAGAUGAUGAUGAUUUUUUUUUUUUUUCAUUAUUCUCUAAUAUAAUGUUAUGCAAUA